Dendroctonus ponderosae (mountain pine beetle) is the source of this 2221-nucleotide messenger RNA. RefSeq lists its product as uncharacterized. The coding region runs from base 752 to 1453 and encodes 233 amino acids. The transcript is spliced from 4 exons. The record is from RefSeq and is a predicted model, not a curated record. Lineage: Eukaryota; Metazoa; Arthropoda; Insecta; Coleoptera; Curculionidae.
GUUUUCUACUUAUUUAUGACAAAUUAUAAUGRUGUAAUCUGAUAAAAAAAUGUCAAUAAGGUAACAAACCGAAAGAAACAGUAGCGCCAAAUGAAACAAAAAUCCUUUCAUCAAAACGCRUAAAAAAUUGAGAAGAAAUUAAAUGGCAAKAAUUUUAAUUUAGUAGCGUGUAGUUUCUCCUGUAGAUUUUAUUACUGUUGGUCUAUUGGGAAAUAAUGCUUUGGCAUUCGAAAAGCAUCGCUUGCUCGAGUUCCCUACGAUUCAUAGGAGCAGGUCGAUUGUUUAAGUGCAUCCCAUAGAUGCUCUACAGGUCUAUAUGAUUCAUAUCUGGGCUUCUUGGAGACCUCUCUCUCUUCCAGUCAGCGAAGGUCCAAUUUAUGUGUGUGUUUCUUAACAAAACGUAUAUUUCUGGUGAGCAGUGGUGCAAUAGCCGCCCUUCUACUGUUCAAUCCUCUUAAAUUAAGUCUUACCUUGACUGAUCGUGUAGGACUUAUUACAUUACGAGCUCCUGCUACGGCUCUGCUAAUUGGCCUUAUUAGGACCGCUAGGACACGCUCCCUCAUCCCUCAUAAAACACGAAAAAUCUGAACCGAAUUUUGAUGUCCAGGUUAUCCAACACAGUCCCAGCGCUUCACUGCAGCCCAAACCCCCUUCAACACCCUUAACUCCGAUUGCGGCCGUUCAUUUGCGCCCUCCCAUACCUGCAACUAAUCAAAACUCCAGCAACACGACGAAUCUAGGCAGCGUAACUAUGAAGCCUUCGCGUGAAGAAUCAAAACUAGUGAGUAAAACUCUAUUGGCCUCAACGGUGAUCUCUCCUCCCACAACCAGAGAACGGCCGGUGCUGAGGACGCGCCGUCCUCUUUUGCAGCGCAGCCAGGACUCGACAGAGGAUGAGGAACUGUUUUCUGCCCUUUUGAAUCUUUCCAUCUGCGCGCCCCAUUCGGGAGAACCUGCCCACCCGCAAGCUACCACCAUUCUCCACGACUUGGGCGUAACCAACAGCAUGACCGGUUCGGAUAUUAGUAGCCUGGCAAAUCUGGAUUCGCCUCCGCGCGCCACUUCGCCCACUGUGGAGAUGAGAGAGCUGCUGGAUAAGAUCCAGCAGUUGCCCGUUCAGAAGAGCCCCAACCCGCCCGCAACGUCUGGAAGCACUCAUAGCAGGGCCUACUUUCACAGAGUGAGGGCGAAGACCCUGUACAUGCCUCUCGGCGACGUCCAGACAGUCAAUUCCGGUAAUGCCAGUCAAAGCAAAGCCAUCCCUUCAGUUUUCUCGAAAAGAUGGUUGUCGAGGUCGGCGCCGUGCACCCCUUGCGGGCCAAUUGCGCCCCCAUUUCCUUCCGGCCGGAACAGCCACAGGGGGAGCAAGACGCGCGUCAGUGACGGCAGCCCCCUUUUGAAGCAGCACGCCGAAGAAGCAGACGAAGAUUCCCAUCGGGAUGUGUUCUUAUGAUCAUGAGGAGUCGAUUGUUGAUCGGGAAGUGCGUCUUCUGCUGGUUGGCGAUGGGUGCUUUCUUCAGCGGAUUUUUUAGAAAUAGCGCAAACUACGCUACAAUGUCGAAUCGAAUUAGGCGCUCAAUUUUUUUAGGUCAGUGGCGGCUGCUGAUUUUAAUCGGAGUUUUAAGCGAAUAAAACUUCGAAGGAAACACAUUUUUUUCGGAAUGAAAUUUUUGUUAAUCGACUGCAGUUUUCGAUGUUUUUACUAUGGAUGAAUGGAUUUAGGAUUUGUGUGUACAUUUUGCAGGCGACGUUUUGUUUGGAAGUUAUUUAAGUACCUUCAAAAUUGACCUCAAAAUUCCUCUUGAGAUGUUGUUUGUAAAUAUAGUAAAAACAAAUAAUUCUCACUUAAAGCCGACAUAUCUCCGAAAACUACGUGGGCAAUUUCUCUCAUUAAAGCUCAAAUUUUUCCAGAAUUUUUGAAAAUAAUAGCGAAUUUUAACACUGAGUAAGACUAUAAGAACUACUGCUCUUUUACAUUUGAAAAAAAAUAAUUUUUUAAAGACUAAAAUGAAUGACAUUUUAGUCUUAGAUUUAAGAAAGAUUGUGUGUGUAAACAAAGAAAAUUUAUUUCAAUGGGACGGUUUAUACAGGAAAAAUCUAAAAUCUCAUUAAAACACACUGCACAACAUUUCUUCAGGUGUUCUUACGUCUCCAAAACUGAUAUUUCGCGAUUUGUAUUAAGUAGAUCCUUACUUAACGGGAAACAAAGAAAAUGCAAUUA